This is a messenger RNA of Propithecus coquereli (Coquerel's sifaka), 2302 nucleotides long. RefSeq names its product MDM4, p53 regulator (gene MDM4). Gene Ontology annotation, cellular component: nucleus. Gene Ontology annotation, molecular function: ubiquitin-protein transferase activity. The record is from RefSeq and is a predicted model, not a curated record. The transcript is spliced from 11 exons. Gene Ontology annotation, biological process: negative regulation of apoptotic process; protein ubiquitination; regulation of cell cycle. Bases 79 to 1554 code for a protein of 491 amino acids. Lineage: Eukaryota; Metazoa; Chordata; Mammalia; Primates; Indriidae.
AGCAGGCGGCGGUGCCGCCAAUUCCGCGGGCCUCGGAGCGGGGUUUUACCCACAGACUUCAAUUUCUUCACUGCCAAAAUGACAUCGUUUUCCACCUCUGCCCAGUGUUCAACAUCUGACAGUGCUUGUAGGAUCUCUUCAGGACAAAUCAAUCAGGUACGACCAAAACUGCCACUUUUGAAGAUUUUGCAGGCAGCAGGUGCACAAGGUGAAAUGUUCACUGUUAAAGAGGUCAUGCAUUAUCUAGGCCAGUAUAUAAUGGUGAAGCAACUUUAUGAUCAGCAGGAGCAGCAUAUGGUAUAUUGUGGUGGAGAUCUUUUGGGAGAGCUACUAGGACGUCAGAGCUUCUCCGUCAAAGACCCAAGCCCUCUGUACGAUAUGCUAAGAAAGAAUCUUGUCACUUUAGCCACUGCUACUACAGAUGCUGCUCAGACUCUCGCUCUCGCACAGGAUCACAGUAUGGAUAUUCCAAGUCAAGACCAACUGAAGCAAAGUGCUGAGGAAAGUUCCAAUCCCAGGAAAAGAACUGAAGAAGGCGAUAUUCCCACACUGUCUACCUCACAGCAUAAAUGCAAGAAUUCUAGAGCAGGUGAAGACUUGAUAGAAAAUUUAACCCAAGGUGAGACAACUAGGCUGGACCUUGGUUUUGAGGAGUGGGAUGUAGCUGGCCUGCCUUGGUGGUUUUUAGGAAACUUGAGAAACAACUAUACGCCUAGAAGUAAUGGCUCAACUGAUUUACAGACAAAUCAGGAUGUGGGUACUGCCAUUGUUUCAGAUACUACAGAUGACUUGUGGUUUUUGAAUGAGUCAGUAUCAGAGCAGUUAGGUGUUGGAAUAAAAGUUGAAUCUGCUGAUACUGAACAAACAAGUGAAGAAGUAGGGAAAGUGAGUGACAAAAAGGUGACUGAAGUGGAAAAAAAUGAAGACUUUGAGGACUCUAAGUCCUUAAGUGAUGAUACCGAUAUAGAAGUUACCUCUGAGGAUGAGUGGCAGUGUACUGAGUGCAAGAAAUUUAACUCUCCAAGCAAGAGGUACUGUUUUCGUUGCUGGGCCUUGAGGAAGGAUUGGUAUUCAGAUUGUUCUAAGUUAACGCAUUCUCUGUCCACAUCUGAUAUCACUGCUAUACCUGAAAAGAAGGAAAAUGAAGGAAUUGAUGUCCCUGAUUGCCGAAGAACCAUUUCUGCUCCAGUUGUUAGACCUAAAGAUGUGUGUAUAAAGGAAGAAAACUCCAAACUUUUUGAUCCUUGCAGCUCGGUGGAAUUUUUGGAUUUGGCUCACAAUUCUGAAAGCCAAGAGACCAUCUUAAGCACCGGAGAACAGUCAGAUAACCUUUCUGAACAGAGACCAGAUACAGAAAACAUGGAGGAUUGCCAGAAUCUCUUGAAGCCAUGUAGCUUAUGUGAGAAAAGACCAAGAGACGGGAACAUUAUUCAUGGGAGGACAGGCCAUCUUGUCACUUGUUUUCAUUGUGCAAGAAGACUAAAGAAGGCCGGGGCUUCAUGCCCUAUUUGCAAGAAGGAGAUUCAGUUGGUUAUUAAGGUUUUUAUAGCAUAGCUGAAUCAAUGAAUUACAGAGAAAUAUUAAGGGGGCCAGGUCAUGUAUCAGAAUAUCAGUAUUGAGUAUUUUUUUACUCAGUGUGACCCAUCGCAACUGUUCAUUUAUUCAUGUAAACAUCUGUGUUACAGGACAUUUCUGCUUCUAAACUUACAUGAAAUUUGAGAGCGAGUUAUUUUAAACUAACCUAAGUCACCAAGUCUAACCUAAGUCACUUGAUUCUCCCUCCAAAGAUGAGGAUCUGGAAGGGAACAACUACUCAGACAAACAUAAAAAUACAUUAAUUCCUUCACUUAUCAAAUUAUUUGAAGAUUAACCCUUUCUUUAGUUAAUUUUAUUAUCCUACCCUGCUGUUAGGAAUGUUUUUAGGCAUCAAGAUCCAAAGUAGCUAUUAGAAAAACAUUAGAGCUAACAACAGUGAAAACACAAAUAAUCUGAUUGGUCAAGUUAUGAAGUGCUGUGGAUCACUUUAUGUUGCAGUCAGGCUGCAUGGUUUAGAGAAAGUGAAAGAAAAAGUCUUGAAAAACAAAGAGAUUUCUUCCAUGCACAUUUUAAAAAUUGAACUAUGAUUAACAUGUAAUAAAGCGUUCCCUUCCAGUGAGUUGUAGAAAUCGAGUAACCAUCCCAAAAAAGGCUAUAUAACAUUUCUGUAACCCCAGAAUAUUUAUUCCCUCAUGCUCCUUUGGGGACUGCCUUCAGUCAUUCAUGGAUCUCACCCGAGAUUAGUUUUCCUUUUGCACAUCUUUAA